AUGGCAGCCAGCGCUGCAGACGUCCGUAGUAUACUUUCUAUACCAGCGCACUCUACAACACAGCCUGCACCGCCAAGGAAACCUUCGACAUCCCAAGCAAAGAAGCCAGAGGGAAUUUCGAGGGAAUUAUACUCGCUCAUUGGACCGUCUGCUCCGUCUCUAGCCGCUCAACUGCAGAAACCGCGGCUCAAACAAAAGCCAAGGCUUGGAUCCUCCGCCGUGAGAUGGGAGUGGAGGAAAUUCAAAAAUGGUGCUCGAGGAGACUCAUUGGAACUGAGACAUUGGGUGAAAGUUACAGCAGAUUCAGAUGCGGAGUAUCCCUUUGGGAAGUAUAACGUCCAUCCGGCUCACUUCACUUACUCUCAAGAUGAGUAUUUUAAGCACUUGGAAGAUCCUGAAUGGACGAAGGACGAAACCGAUUACCUCUUCAACAUGGUUCGUGAAUAUGACCAGAGAUGGUAUGUCAUAUCCGACCGUUACGAUUAUCCCGGCGGACCUCCUCGUGUGAUGGAGGAUUUGAAGGAGAGAUUUUGCAAUGUAUGCAGACGUCUCGUACGGGAUCGGCCUUGGGCUGGUGAUGAAGCAUCAAGAGCUCAACUCAUAUCAAAUUUCAUGUUUGACAAGGAGAGGGAGCUGAUCCGUAAACGCUACUUGGCUAAUCUUGACAGUCGAACCGCCCGCGAAGCCGAAGAGGAGGAAGCUUUGUAUCUCGAAAUCAAACGCAUCGAGCAGAACGAAAGAAAGUUCAAACGGGAUAGAGAGGAACUACUUCGCACGCUGGCUGGUAUUGACUCAGGCCUACCUGACAUUGUGGAAGAUGAACUACCUACGAUACUGUUCGACAGCAAAAAGAAAAAGAAAGGAGGGCUUGACGCAGACAGCCCAUCCACACCUGUUUCUGCGGCACCCCCAAAACAACGACCGCAGCCUAGCCCAAGGAAUCCUGCGUAUGACGCAAUGCAUUGCAUCACCCACAUCGAUCUACCCGUUACCACGCCUGCGACAAAAGCCGCUCAUCAACCUUCCUUCCUUCGAACCUAUAAGCUUCCUGUUCCUAAAGCUGCUGUGGUUCCCAAGAUUUCACAGACAUUGGCAGAAAUCGGCAUCUCAUACAACCGCUUAGUCAUGCCAACGGAAGGAAAUGUUGCACGCCUGAACGCACUCGUUGAUGCCACGCUCCCUUUGGUAGAGACAAAGAGGGUGCUGGAUAAAGUGGAAUAUGACAUCAAGGUUUUGAAGGAGAGGCUGAACGUAAGGAACAGUGCACCUGUCGACGAAGACGCAGACGGUGAUGGUGCUACCGACGCAGCAGAUGGCGAGGCUAUCGAAGGUAUGGAAGACGGCCGUGCCCAAAGCGUAGUCAGUACUCGGAGUGCGCGCAGUCGGAAACAGCGGCGCUCAAUGUCAAUAUCCUCAGUCGAUACUACUGGUGCUGGAACAUCUCGACCACCUCCGAAGCGACAGAGACGAAACUGA
This is a messenger RNA of Desarmillaria tabescens, 1476 nucleotides long. RefSeq lists its product as uncharacterized. Gene Ontology annotation, cellular component: NuA4 histone acetyltransferase complex; Swr1 complex. Gene Ontology annotation, molecular function: transcription corepressor activity. The record is from RefSeq and is a predicted model, not a curated record. NCBI's taxonomy places the organism in Eukaryota, Fungi, Basidiomycota, Agaricomycetes, Agaricales, Physalacriaceae. The coding region runs from base 1 to 1476 and encodes 491 amino acids. The transcript has 7 exons. Gene Ontology annotation, biological process: negative regulation of transcription by RNA polymerase II; DNA repair; chromatin remodeling.